AUUCCAUUCUCGUCCAAUUUGACACCAUGAUCUGCGGGCUGAACAUGGUCAAACGGCUUUACUAUUUCGAGGCCAGUGGACAUGGGCUGAUCCCCCCACCUUGAAUCGAAACGGCCCGCCGCGACGAAAGCCACAGUCUGCCUGACGUUUCAGGCGCCAAACCACCAUUUUCGCCAAUGGCUGCGGACCCGCGACCGAAAAAGAAGCUGGGGAGGAGCUCGGCCGGCCCAGGGAAUUUAUAACGCCGCCAUCGCGCCAGCAGACAUACACACAGCCAGGUCGUCAUGCUACGCCCGAGGAUACCACUGCCGCGCCUGGGGCGGCUGGCCCGGAUCCCGCAGACGAGGCACAUCCACAAGCUGCGGCCGCUGAGAGAUCAAUUUGCCGAAAAGGGCAUCGGCGAGGAGGGCCACCAGUUCCUUAGCCCCGAGGCCGUCGACUUUGCCUACACGCAGUACCAGACCCUGGUCCUGGAGAAGCUGAACAAGCUCACUGCCGGCCAAGAGGAUGAGCUGAGCAACUCGCCCAACGGGCUGCUGAGCCUCAUCACCCGGACGGCGCGCGACCCCAACAAGGCGCCGACGUUCAACUACGCCAGCAUGGCGCACAACAACGAGUUCUUCUUCAACGGCAUCUGCCACAAGGGCCCGCCCAUCCCGCGGGAGCUGAAGCAGCACCUGGUCGAGGCGUUUGGCAGCAUCGAGACGCUCCGGACCGAGUUCCUCCUGACGGCCUUUGCCAUGUUCGGGCCGGGCUACGUCUGGCUCGUGCGCGCGCGCCAACCGCAAAACGUCGCGAUGCGCUUCCGCCUCUUGGUCACGUACCUGGCCGGCACCCCCUACCCCGAGGCGCACUACCGCCAGCAGCGCGCCGACAUGAACACGGGCAGCAACGUCGACGAGUGGAUGGCCAGCCAGAGGGCCGCCGUGGCGCCCGCCUCGGCCUCGGCCGCGGGACCUGCCUCCUCCUCCCACACGAGGCUCGAGCCGGCCCCCGGCGGGCUCAGGGGCGUCGUCCCCGUGCUGUGCCUCAACACCUGGGAGCACGUCUACCUGCCCGACUACGGCAUCCUGACCCCCGAAGGCAAGGAGGGCAAGCGUGAGUACAUCUACAAGUGGUGGGACCACAUCGACUGGAACGUCGUGGCCGACCGCGCCAACCUGGCCGCAGGGCAGCCGUCGCUCAUAAGUUGAUGGGCUUGGGGUGAGGCUGUAUCUUUUGUAGGGAAGAACAGGGACUGGUCGUAAAAAAAUAGAUGGCUGGGAUCAUAUAAAACCCGCCCGCAAACUGGAAGAUGGUGUGCGCGUGCCUGCAAAGUUGCCUUGGGUCGAUUUGCAGGUUUCCGCUGCGGCGACGCUCGAUCCGGACGGGACGGGGUGGUUGAAACGGGGCUCUUUGGCUCUGGUCCGUCCGACGCCUGCUCUUUUCAACGAGAAAAAAAAGGCAAAUGUAUGAUGAUAUAGUAGCUGUAGCAAUGCGCCCCUGUACGAAGAACUGCUCCUUCUCGAGUGCCGUUGUUGGAAAUCUUGUUCUUGGUGCGUGAAAGCAUGGCAGCUCGACGUUUCCC
Gaeumannomyces tritici R3-111a-1 is the source of this 1567-nucleotide messenger RNA. RefSeq lists its product as hypothetical. The record is from RefSeq and is a predicted model, not a curated record. The transcript is spliced from 2 exons. NCBI's taxonomy places the organism in Eukaryota, Fungi, Ascomycota, Sordariomycetes, Magnaporthales, Magnaporthaceae. Gene Ontology annotation, biological process: superoxide metabolic process. Gene Ontology annotation, molecular function: metal ion binding; superoxide dismutase activity. The coding region runs from base 285 to 1193 and encodes 302 amino acids.